UCUGCGAGCGCCGGCCUCACUUCUCCUUUAUGGCAGCAGAGGACCCGAGGUGCCGCGGGUGCCGCAUGGCGCACAGCGUGCUCUACGCCGACCUGCGCUUCGCCAAGGGGCCGUGGGGCUGCGGCACGGCCAGCGGGGCGCUGGGGGAAGGUGGGAGCCGCGGGACCCCCGCAUUGCCCCGUGCCGGACCCCUGCACACUGCCCCCUGCCUUCCUCCCGCAGCCCCCGGCAUGGACGAGGCCGACAGCCCCUACGAGAACGUGGCACCGGGGCCGGCGCCUGCGGGGACGGCUGGGGAAGGGACCCGGCACAGCCCAGGGCGCUGCUCCCGGCGGCGCUGCAUCCCCGCGGGGCUGCUGGCAGCCAGCCUGCUGCUGCUGGUGGCCCUGGUGGCCCUGGGGACCUGCUACUGGCAGGCGACCCGUGAGCUGCGGGACGCGUCCCGGGAGCAGGCGGCCGAGCGCGGCCGCUUCUCGCAGGAGGCGCGGGCGUGGGAGCAGAGCCUGGAGCAGGCGCGCCGGGAGCUGGCGCAGGCGCGCGCGGAGCUGCAGCGAGCGUGGCGAGAGGGCAACAGCAGCCUGCUGGAGCUGGGCAGGCAGGAGGCCGAGCUGGCGCGCGUCUCGGGGGCCCUGGCCGGCGCCGAGAGGGAGCUGCAGGACGUGCAGGGGCGGCUCGAGGCCGGCGAGCGUGCGGCCAGCAGCCUGCGCGCCUGCCUGGACGCAGACUGCUGCCCCCCGGGCUGGCUGCUCUACCACGGCAAGUGCCUCUUCGUCUCGUCGGAGAAGAAGAGCUGGUGGCAAAGCCUGAACGACUGCGAGGCGAGAUCCUCCCAGCUGCUGGUGCACGGCGAGCGGCAGGCAUGGGCGCUGCCGCCUUUCCUGCACACAGGCGGCACCAAGUACUGGGUGGAGGAGGAGAUUUCCAGCGCUACCGGGUUGGUCAUGCGGCAGGACAGCGUGCUGUAUGACACGCACGCUUACACUGACAAGUGCUCGCUGUCAGCGGCCAAGGGCAUCGAGAGGUUGGCGUGCAGGAGGCUCCACCAGUGGAUCUGCGAGCAGCCCCCGAGGCUGAGCAGCAUGUCCAAGGCCCUCGCAUCUCUCCUGGACGAGGAGUGACCACGCUACCACCCCCUCUCCGUCACAGGAUGCGGGGACAGGAGCCGGGGGUGCCCCCAGAAACACUCCCCCCACCGUGCACACAUCGCCUCCGCCGCAUGGCAAAGCGCUGGGAAGAUGGGCUGUCUGUAUUUUAAAGCAAGGCUUAUGGAAUAUAGACCUUAUUCCCCUCUCUCUCACGCAUGCACGCACCCGUACCACCCUGCUCCUGCCCCUCAGACCCACGCUUGUGUCCCCAUGUGCCCUGGCCAGCCUCCCGUCACAGUCCCUGGGGAAGGUGCAGCGUCAUCCUGAGAAACAGCUGGGAAGCCCCGAGAUGUCGGGGGAAAUGGGGGUGCAGAGGGGGGCCCUGAGGCCAUGAGGGGAAAAUGGGGGAGCCCUGAGGCCAUAGGAGGAAAUGGGGGUGCAGUGAGGAUCCUGGGAGGGAUGGGAGAGGAUUGGGAACAUGAGGGAAGAAAGAGGAGAGCUCUGACACUUGGGGGGGAAGAUCUCAAAGACCGUGGUGGGACCAGCGAGGGGGGACAGCCUGGGGGACAAUGAGGGAGCCAGGAGAUAGUGCUGACCCUCCCUGCUCGCUCAGUGGUUUUGGGAAAAGGCCGCUCCAGAGAGGUGGUGGAGGUGAGGACCACUUUGGACCUGGACCUAGGCACCUCCUGAGAGAGGAGAGGCGUGGAAGGAUGCUGGUGGAGCCGGGCCACAGCGUGGUGAAGCUGGAAGAGAUGAGCCGUGAGGUGCCCCGCGAGCUCAGCUCCGUGAGAAAUGAGGACUUGCUGUGUCCGUGCGUGUCUGGCUGGUCCUGGGCAGCCCAGGGGCCUCCCCUGAGCUCCAGCCACCACAGCACCACAGUGCCCUUGGGCGCUGCCACCGCAAAGAGUCCUGCACAGCCCCCUCCUUGUGGGUCCCCUGGGCCCAUCCAGCACGGCCGCCUGCUCUCCUGUUCCCACCAGCCAAUUUCUCAGUGCCCCAGCCCUGAAGGGUCACGGUGAAAGGCCCACGUUGCUGUCCCCGUGUCCCCAGCCCAGCGCUCCCCAUGGUGGCAGGCAGGCAGGCUGGGCAGGUGCCACCUCUCCUUGGCAAAUCCCAAGUCAUCGACAGCCAGCGAUGGAGCAGGCGAUAAAGCCAAGGGACUCCCCAAGGGGGAUCAGGUUGGGGACACCAAUGGCACCGUCACAGCCAGGUUCAGAAGGU
Messenger RNA from Cygnus olor (mute swan), 2306 nucleotides. RefSeq names its product B-cell differentiation antigen CD72-like. Gene Ontology annotation, molecular function: transmembrane signaling receptor activity. Gene Ontology annotation, cellular component: plasma membrane. NCBI's taxonomy places the organism in Eukaryota, Metazoa, Chordata, Aves, Anseriformes, Anatidae. The record is from RefSeq and is a predicted model, not a curated record. Bases 30 to 1118 code for a protein of 362 amino acids. The transcript has 6 exons.